AUGGCGAAGAAAGGACACCGAGCGCAACGCGGCAGAGUGAAGAGAGGCCGUGGCGGGCGUGGCGGCCGGCAGGGCACCCGUCAGGCGCCUGCGGCGCGCAGAGGGCGUUUGCACGGCGAGUUUGGCGAGCUGAUGGAUUUGCAGGCCGGCCACAUGGCCAGGGAGGUCGAGUUCACGGGCCGCCACCGGGAAGAGACGCUGAAACGGCCGCUGCGCAAGCUGCCGAUGGAGUUUGUGAAGGCGGCUGAGGUGUACGAUCCGCGGCAGCUGCUGCGGGGCGUGAGAGGAAUGCGCUUGGAGGGGGAGGAGCACACAGAAGGGGAGGGAAGCGAAGGGGAGGAACGUGGAGAUAAGGAAUGGGGAGAGGAGAGGGAAGAUGAACAGCUGGAGGAGGAGGAGGAAGAAGAAGAAGAAGAAGAAGAAGAAGAAGAAGAAGAAGAAGAAGAAGAAGAAGAGGAGCAAUUAGAGGAAGAACUUGUGGAAGAGUUAGAGCACAAGUUAGAGCAAAUACAAGGAUCAGAAGAGCCAGAAGAAUCUGAAGACGAAAGUGAAACAGAGCAAGACUACAUUCCCCAGUACUCCCACGGAGAGCUGCCCGAGUCCGACGACGAGGGAGAGGAAAUAUACAAUAUAGACAACGACGAGGGCUCGUUCAUAGAGCCGGAGACCAGUGCGUCAGACGCCUCCUCUGGUGACGGCCCCCUGCCGUUCGGCUACGACGCCGACGAUUACGCUUUCAACGUGAAUCUCCUGCGCAUCGACAAUGUCCGCUACGGCGCGGCUUCCACGCAGUACUACGCCCACUGCGCUUUUCUGGACGACGAGACACAGUGGGUCGACAGAGAAGACCUUGCCGACCUGCUGGUGGACCACGGGCUGCCGGAACAUCGCGUGGAUGCGUUUUUUGAGUACGCAACAGAGCAUCUUCGCGAGCCUGAGCAGCCGUCAGCGCCGGACUCGAGCGCCGACGACUCUGACGGGUCUGGCGUCGACGACAUGGUGGCGUUCUACUCGGCGCGCGUGAUCAACGACCCGAUCGAGCUCGAGGUGCCGACGGCGUCGCUGCAGACCACCGGCAAGGGCCGCAAGAAACGGCUGGUGCUGGACGAGGAUAUGGACGAGGACCUGCGGCAGACGCUGCUGGAGAGCUUUUCGAAGCGGCACCGGUCGAAAGAGAAGCCGCGCAGCGUCUCGAACGGCACCGGCGAGCUGCUGGCCAAGUACCCGUUUGAGGUGCACGUGCGCGACAUGAAACACGAGUACGAUCUUUUCUACCACGACGCGAGCCGCGAGACGCUGCAGUGGCCGCCGCUGGACCCGCACGGGCUGCGCACGCUGCGCAAACUGGCCGAGUGCUACAACCUCAAGCCGCGCAGUCUGGGAAACGGGCCAAAGACGCACCUAGUGGCCAUCAAGACGAAACACACGUACAAGCGGGUGCCGAACUACUCGCAGGUGGCUCGGAUCCUAAAACAGCGGCCGAUUUUCCGGCGCACAGACGUGCACCUGUCGAAAGACGAGAUCAUGGAGCUGAAAAAUAAGCGCAAAAAGAGCAGCAAGGAGCACGGCCAGGGCCGCAAGUGGGCGCCGCGCGAGGGCGACGUGGUGGCGGCGGCGGCGCCCGAGAUCAGCGCGGACAACGUGGGGCGGCAGCUGCUGGAGAAGAUGGGGUGGCAGAAGGGCAGCGCGCUGGGCAAGACCAACAGGGGCAUCAUCGAGCCGAUCCAGGCGACGGUGAAGCUGACGAAACAGGGAAUCGGCAGCGCGAGCGCGCAAAAAUAG
Ogataea angusta is the source of this 1782-nucleotide messenger RNA. RefSeq lists its product as uncharacterized. Gene Ontology annotation, molecular function: nucleic acid binding. Bases 1 to 1782 code for a protein of 593 amino acids. Lineage: Eukaryota; Fungi; Ascomycota; Pichiomycetes; Pichiales; Pichiaceae. The transcript has a single exon. The record is from RefSeq and is a predicted model, not a curated record.